Mercenaria mercenaria is the source of this 7377-nucleotide messenger RNA. RefSeq lists its product as uncharacterized. Bases 198 to 2504 code for a protein of 768 amino acids. The record is from RefSeq and is a predicted model, not a curated record. Gene Ontology annotation, cellular component: IPAF inflammasome complex. Gene Ontology annotation, biological process: pyroptotic inflammatory response; defense response to bacterium; inflammatory response. The transcript is spliced from 5 exons. Lineage: Eukaryota; Metazoa; Mollusca; Bivalvia; Venerida; Veneridae. Gene Ontology annotation, molecular function: ATP binding; cysteine-type endopeptidase inhibitor activity involved in apoptotic process.
GGAGUUUAAAAGGAAUAUACAGAAAACCUAACAAAAGCUGAAAAUGGAGACUGAACUAAACAAAACACACACAUCUCUGUUUACAAAUUUAUGUAAUGCCAAUUUUGUAAGUACAUUAAGUUUAAAAGUUUCCAUUUGCCUUGCAUUGCGCUCGUGCACGUGGUUUUAAGUUAAAACUUGAAAAGGUUUAUUCUAUCAUGGAAACCAGAAAAGAUAGUGACAACGGUAUGACUGAAAAGCAGCUGCAUUAUAAUGCAGAGUCUGUGGACAAACGACCCCCAAAACAAAUUCUUUGUUCCACAACUGAAGAGAUCAGUACGGAUUUAAGUGAUGAAUCUGCAGUUAUGAAAAAUGAACAUUGUUUCAAGGAAACAGGAGUGAAAUAUCGAAAUGGAAAUGAAAAAACAUUAGCUAUGAACAAGGAGGAAAGGGAAGACAUAACUGAUUUUCAAGAGAAAACAGAUAAAAUAGAUGGAUUUUGUGAUAUCCAUUGUGAUGAUUACUGUAACGUUGGAUCUGUAACAUUGGAGCAGCAACGUUGGAGCAGCAACGGUAUUGCAAAUCCUACAGAUAACACUCAGCCCAGUGCUGAAUCUAAUGAAACAAACAAAGACAACGAGAAAGAUGGUCUUAAGAAGGAAAGUUCACAGAAUAACAUGAGUAACAAACCUUUAUCUGACCACAGAUUUAAACAGACAGUAGUAUUUAGAAUUAAACAUACCAGUAUGACAUUGUUUGAUUGUAAAUCCAUGACUUAUGUUGGAAAGAAAUCGGAUGAAACAAUGCAUUGGCUGUUUACAUUGAAUUUUGAGUAUAUGCUUAACAGUACUGUAUUUGCCCUAGGCUAUCUUCCGCAGCAAAGAACCAUUUAUCUAUGGGAUACAAGUGAGAAACUGUUAAGAAUCCUAGAUGACGAGUUCAUGAGGCGAAUACAUCUCGAAACGGAGCAUUUUAGAUUAGCUACAUUAAGCCUUUGUACUCGGUUGUUUUUCUGUGAAGUCAGAAGCAUGCAUCUUGCUGAAGAAGGGUUUUUCUGUGACCGUGAUAAUCAAGUAAAGUGUUUUUCAUGUGGUGUCAUAUUUGAUACGGAAAAUACAGACCAACGUCAUCACUAUGACAACUGUCGCGCCACCGAAGAUUCGUCUGAAACAAUUGCAGAUAAUUAUGGGGCAACCGCAGUUACCAACUUCAUGCUUGGAAAUGCACCUGUACAAGAGGAAAGGGAAAUAUCUUUGCGUCCACGAGAUAAUGGCGAGCGGAUGAGAUUAGGAAACACAGCUUUUAUGCAUCAGACAAUGCAGGAAUCACAGCCUUCAACUACAAGCGGUGCCUUGGUAAGUUCACCGAGCGUGGGAAAUGUGAGAGAACCUGACCUAUUACAAACGGAUACCUUCCCAGUACCAUGCAUUGUUCAACAACCUCGAACAGUUAGCCAACCAGUCACAGUACCGACGAAUGAUUACUGUGUGACACGCGGAGGUACUUUAUCUACUGUAAGACCACAUAUAUCUUUGCUAAACACCGCCAUAGGAAAUGGCGCGACGUCUGCUACUAACACAAUUUCUAUAGCCAACAGCGGAAGGGAGUCUCCCUCUUAUUCUUCACAUUCAGUUGUCUCGGCAACGCUUCCCACAACAAGUUCAACAAAUGUUCAUUCAAAACCACCUUUGUUAAAUGCUGAGAGUAAUUCAAACACAAGAAGUAGGCCAGGCGAAGAUACCGCGAAAAAAUCAAAAACAGUUCAAAGAAAAGCUGAUGGUAUCAACAUUGUAUCAGGGAGAGAAAAGAGCACUUCGGCGCCAUCUGGAAGGACCAGUGCCGAUCGGGUGAAUGUUGAAUUAGAGGGGGCAGACAUCUCGAGACUAGUCAGUACCGUUGUCACAAAUAAGAAACCAGAUGCUGAACAUUCCACUGCAGUGGAAGGUACGAUGGCAGCAAGGAAGCCAAAAUUUAAAAUGUCACGCUCUGACACAGCUUCAACACCAAGAUCGGAAUCACAAUCAAAUCCCUCAGGUCAAGCAAAUAAAGCAGCAUUGCAAUCAUAUCCCAUAUGUCAAGCCAAUAAAGUAGUAUCAAGAAUUGAAAAGGAAUCCACUAGAAAAAUCUUCCCUGAAGAUAGAGUGUUACCCAUACCCCUAAAUGACUGCAACAAACAAAUACCUGUACAAUUUAGUAUAGAUAAUAAUCGCCUUCAGUCUAGGACUGACACGGAAACGGCCGCAUCUGGACUUUGCAUGAAAAGUGAAGAAGAUGAAAGAGAUAUGUGCAGAACAGUCUAUUCGACCCUCGAAGAAAGAAUUUUUUCUUUUCACCGAUGCGAAACAGUUAUCUUUGAACAAACGCCACAAGCAAUGGCUUUAGCUGGACAGUUUUACACUGGUGAGAGGGACGUCACAAAAUGCUACAUGUGUGGUGGUUCCCUGUCUGAAUGGGAAAGAGAUGAUGAUCCUACUGAAGAGCACGCGAAGUGGUUUCCUAAUUGUUCUUUAUCAAAAAAGAAGUAGUUUGAAAUACCUACUGUGCGUGUCGUUUAAGUGUUGAAUUUCCGAUUUUGAAUUCGAAUAUCUUCGUUUUUGAAUCAUAAGAUGAUGACGACAAUUGUCUGAUAACAUAUGUGUUGAAAAUUUCUUGUCAACAUAUUUGACUUUUUUGUACAUUAGUAAUGUUAGAAUGGCUGGCUGUAAACAAUUAGUUUAAACAUUUAUGUUAAUUUAAAUUAAUAAUAUGUAGUUUUGUGUUUCCGUUCUUGCAUCGCAUACCACAAUGUUGGAGAGUACUUUCAUAAAAACCGUUCUCAACUUAUGAAAAUAUUCAUACAUUUUUUUCUGUGUUUCAUUUUCAAUUUCUUUCUUUUGAUAUACAGUCAUAAAUGGUUUAGCUCUGUAAUAUUGCAUCUAAUUAUGAUUUUUCACUUUAUUUACUUUAUACAAUUGAGGUAAUAAUAUGUUUAUCAAUUAUUCGAAUAGUAGCCAUACUGUUGCAUCUAACGAUACACUAAUUGUAUACACUUUGAUUGUGAACAUUAUUUAUCUUGUUUGACUAAAUGACUUAUAGUCUCACUUGGCUGGUUCCUUGCUUUCAUGCUUUUGAAAUUUUAUGUUUAUAUGUAAUGUAUAUAUCAAUGUAAUGAAAUAUGUAUUUACUUAUUAACUAGCUUUUUUACUAACAUGAAAACGACCACGAUUAUCGAUCCCAAUAUUUCAUGCAAUUUUUCCCUUGUACGAAAGCAUAUAUAGACUAAAGUACAUUUUUACAUUUAUCAUUCCAUGACAUAUACAUUCCUGGUUUGAAAUAUCAUAUUACUUACAAGUAAAGGCACACUUGUUUAUAUCAUAACAUUUGUAAAUGACGGUUGUAACUUUUGAACCACUAAUAUCCUUUUUGACCCAGUGUGAUCUGUCUUUCAAAAAGAGGUAUCAAAAAAGUAUAACAUAUAGGUUUGAACAUCAAAAAGCAAAUAUGGCUUCAACAUUUUGGAAAUUCUAGAUUAUUUCUAUAAUUAAGAAAUAAUAAGUUCCCAAACGUGGUUUAUCAUAGAAUAACCCGAGUUUUGAGUUCUUAUGCGUAAGAAUAUAUCACGAAGGCCGUAAGCCUGAGUGAUAUAUUGUUCCGCAUAAGAAAGAAAAACUCGGGUUAUUCUACGAUAAAUCACACUUCGGAACAUAUUAUUUCGAUUCUAACACGACGUACUACUAUCAACAGUGUUACAAAACAAUGGUAACUACUUUUAACGACCGUGCUGCGCACCUGGAUCGGAUGACGUCAUUGCACGCGAGUGGUUUAUUGCAGAAUAACCCGGGAUAGAUUUUGCUACAUGUAUGUAGGUUAUUUGCUGGUCGUGUUAGAAUCGACAUUAUACCCACAAAAGCGUAGUUAUCACACUAAACUCUGGACUUUUAGUUUUUAAAUGAAUUUGAAAGAAAGAUUAUAUAGAAAUGAAAUUGUAUAUACUAAUGACAAAGACUGUUUGGUCAAAAUUAGUUAAAAAAAAAUAGAUAGCUUUAUGUAUGUAGAACAGUUUGUUUUUGUAUGUAUACAAUUGUUUAGCUUUUUGAAGUUUGAGGUGAAUGCAUUAUUAAAACGUGACUUCCUACUAGAUUUUAUUGUGAUCUUUGGAUGACAAAGAGCAUUAUUGUAUCAGGUAGAGAUUCGUAUUGAUGUGGAUAUAGCAUUUCACAUGUCAGUUUCGUUCGUAACAAUUAAACGCUGAAUAAAGGACAGGGAUGUUUAGAAAUUUGAUUUAUUUUUGUUUUAAAAUGUCAAUAUCCACCAAACACUCAGGAAGCAUUUUAACUGUUUUCACAAUACAUUUUUGGCAAAUUUAUCAUAAGUUUAUUUCAGGACUUAAAAUAUCUCUUUUAAAGUUCCUGGUAAAGGAAUUAGAUUUUGCUGACAGUAGCAGAAUGAUUAUAUUUAGUCUAAGAGAAUAAUGAAUUUUAAAUAUAAUUAUUUCUUUAGUAUCAGUAAAUUUGUUUGUUAUGUACGAGUAACGUAGUCCCAGGUUAAAAUGCAAUAUCUGGUGUGUGGAGAAAGUUGGUGUUAAUCUUACAUGAAAAAGAAAUUUUUCGUUUUAUUUCACGCCAGUCACUUUUUACUUAUUUUGCCUGCACAACAUCAGGCGCAAUAUGUCUAAGAUUAACUGCUUGCAUAUUAUAUGAUUGUACAUUUUUAUGUAAUUAUAAUUAUAUACAUUUUGGCAGUUACAAUAUUUUUGUAUUUAUUCUUUAUGAGAAUUCUCGGUUAUUAAUGUUCUUCCGAGUUUUUAAAGUAGAGUGCCAUACUAUUAAACAUAUUUAAUUACCAAAUAUAAUUAUGUUACUGAUCAAAGACAUAUUUCUUUAAUGAAAUAUUUAUUUACUUACAUACUUACUAACUUGCUUAUUUGCAUGAAAACAACCACGACUCUCGACACUAAUAUUUCAUGCAUUUUUCCCCUUGUACGAUAGCAUAUAUAGUACAUUUUUACAUUUAUCAUUUCAUGACUCUUUACAGAGAAGAUACGCUUUCAUUGUUUGAAUUAUCAUAUUACUUAUGAUUAAAGGCACACUUGUUUAUAUCAUAAUUUUUGUAUAUGACUGCUUUUUAAGAAUGUCUAAUAUUUCGGAAUUGAUAUAUUAAGUUGCAUACUUGAAAAUAUGACAACGUUUGUUAUUCUAUUUUUAUGCUGUCGUCAUGAAGGUUGUAAUAUUUGAACGAAUAAUAUCGUUUUUUGGCCCAGUGUAAUUUGUGAUUUUCCUCUCAAAAAGAGGUAGAAACAAGUAUAACAUAUAGGUCUUAACAACAAAAAGCAAAUAUGGCUUCAACAUUUUGGAAUUUCUAGGUUUAUUGUUUAAUCAAAAUAUACCCACAAAAGCAUAGUUAUCACUCUCGUCUCUGGACUUACGGUUAUUGUAUGAUUUUUAAAAAGAGACAUAUUACAUAGAAGUAAAAUUGUGUAUACUAAUGAAAAACACUGAUUGAACACAAUUAGUUAUAAAGUAAAUAGAUGUACAUAUGUAGAGUAAUGUAUAUACUAAAGUUUGUUGGUGUAUGUAUACUAUGGUUUAGAUUUUUUGAAGUUUGAUGUGGCUGUUAUUAGAACGUAACUUUUCCUUCUGGAUUUUAUAAUGAUCUUUGGAUGACGAAGAGCGUUAUUGUGUAAGGUAGAGAUUCGUAUUGAUGCGGGUGUAGCAUUUUACAUGUCAGUUUCGUUGUACAUUCUUAACAAUUAAACUGUUAAAACAUCAUUUUGAAUAAAGGAAUCAAGGCUUUAGGAAUUCGACUGACUUUUAUUUUGAAAAUAUCAUUUUCUACCAAACACUAAGAAAGCUUCUUACCUUUUUUCAUGUAAGAAAAACCUAAUGCGGGUGUAGAAUUUUAUAUGUCAAUUUCGUUGUACAUUCUUAACAAUUAAACUGUUAAAACAUCAUUUUGAAUCAAGGAAAAGGGGUUUUAGGAAUUCGAUUGACUUUGAUUUUGAAAAUGUCAUUUUCCACCACACACUAAAAAGCAUUUUAACUUUUUCAUGUAAGAAGAACCUAAUAAUACUUUUUUUGACAAAUUUAUCUUAAGUAUACUUCAGGACUUAAAAUAUCUAUUUUUAACGUUCCUAGUAAAAGAACUAUAUUUUGCUGACAGUAGCAGAAUAAUUAUGUUUCUUCCAACAAAAUAGGGAUUUGUAGAUAUAUUUCUAAAUACUCACCUGCAAAUUUGUUUGUUUUGUACGAAUGACGUAGUCACAAGUUAAAACGCAUAUCUGAUGUGUGGAGAAAGCCUGUAAAACAAACUGAUCUUAUUUCACAUCAGUCACACUUUACUUAUUGUGCCUGCACAACGUCAGGCGCAAUAGUGUAUGAGAUUAACCGUUUGCAUUUUAUAUGAUUGCACAUUUUUAUGUUAUCACAAUUAUGUACAUCUUGGAAGUUACAUGUUUUUGUAUUUAUUCGUUAUGGAAAUUUCCGUUUAUUCAUGAUCUUCAAGUAUAGUCCCAUUCUAGUAAAAUAUCUAAUUACCAAAUAUAAUUGUGUUACUGUUAAAUUACAAUUAUUUAAAGAAAUCAUGUAGAUGUGUUUUGUUGUAAAACAUCCAUUUGUAAACAAAAUUGUAACCCAAGCAUUAUAUAUAACCAAGGAGUUUGAAACACUAAUACUAACUGGAAUCAUAAGAGAUGAACGAAAAUUUGUGUUAAAUGUGUAGGCGUGCCAAAUUACGCAUAGUUCUGCCAGUGAUUUUAACAGCCAGUUUUCUGUCACAGGAACACUUUUAAAUGUCCAGCAUCCUUCGUCAGAAUUCGGCCGUGUCUGUUGUAUUGCAGUCGUGUUUGAAAACAAUAUCCAUGUUCCUAUUGUAGUAAGUUAUGUAAUUUGCUACAUUUUAAAAAAGUCUCAUAUUUAAUAGUAUGGAUUACCAGUUAUAACUGGACUGCAUCCAUUCAAUUUUCAUAUGAAUGGAAACAUCAAGAAAACUUAUGUUUCCAUUUUGGUUUUGGGGAUAAUAUAGUUUAUAAUAUAUAUAUUGAAGAAAUGUGAAAACUUUUAAAUACAUUUACGAAUUCAGAAUUAAAGCUUUUAUUGUUUGAGUUGAUAUACGUAUUUCAGAAUUAUAAUUCUAUAGAGGUCUGGCCAUAAGUUGUUUUAAGAUGUUUCAAAGUUAUCGUAAUUUAGUAUAAAACACCCAUAAUAAAUUGGUAGUAUAUGAACACAUCAUCAUAGAAAAAUGUAUGGUAAUAGGAAACCUUAUUUUAACUGUCUUGAGUAGUUGUGAACUUAAUAGCAAUCGUUCUAUUUAAUAAUUGUUAAUGGUAAAAUAGCUCUAAGACCUAUAAUGAAAUAAAAUAUCAAUGCAUUGGAUUUUUAAGUGUGUUCUUCAUAUUUCAAAUAUAAAAUUGUUCAAAUUUGA